Molecule: messenger RNA, 2256 nt
Organism: Molossus molossus (Pallas's mastiff bat)
Lineage: Eukaryota; Metazoa; Chordata; Mammalia; Chiroptera; Molossidae
Gene: CCM2L
Product: CCM2 like scaffold protein
Exons: 10
Coding region: 43-1743 (566 amino acids)
Biological process (GO): heart morphogenesis
Source: RefSeq, a predicted model, not a curated record
GGAUGGCCAGGAGGGCCGCAGGAGUAGAAAGGACGCUUCACCAUGGAAUAUGAAGUCAAGAAAGGGAAAAAGGGCCCGCUCCUAAGGCUGAUGUUCCCGAAGGCUGGGCGCAGAGCAGCCUUCCGGAGCAGUGUGAGCCGCCGGCCCCUGCACUCCAUGCCCCUUUAUCCCCCUGACUAUCUCAUCGACCCCCAGAUUCUGCUGUGUGACUACCUGGAGAAAGAGGUCAAGUUUCUGGGCCACCUCACCUGGGUAACCUCAUCACUGAACCCCUCCAGCCGGGAUGAGCUCCUGCAGCUGCUGGACACUGCCAGGCAGCUGAAGGAGUUGCCGCUGAAGACUACAGCGGAGCAGGACAGCAUCUUGAGCCUGUCCGCCCGCUGCCUGCUGCUCACCUGGCGCGACAACGAGGAGCUCAUCCUGCGUAUCCCCACCCACGAGAUCGCCGCCGCCUCCUACCUGCAGGACGAUGCUCUGCACUUGCUGGUGCUUAAGACAGGUCUGGGCGUGGACCCUGUGCCGGCCGGUGUGGACGCCAGCCCCGGCGGGGCAGGGCGCGACCCGGGCCCGCCGGGCGCGGCCCCGGAGAAGCGGCGGGUGGGCACCACAGAGCGGCGUCACACCAUCUGCAGCCUGGACUGGAGGAUGGCGUGGGGCGGGGGCGCGGGCGCGGAGGCCCGGGCGGGCGGCGGCGGCGGCGGCAGCCUGGAGCGACAGCGCGCCGGGGCGCGGGCGUCCGGCAGCUGGGAGCGGCGGCAGACGUUCAGCGGCAGCUGGGAGCGGCGGCACGGCGGCGGCGGCGGCGGCGCUGGCAAGCCAGGUGGCAGCUGGGAGCGGAGGCAGGCGGGCGGCGGCGGCGGCGGCAGCUGGGAGCGGCGCCACCCUGGCUCCAACCCCCUGGACCCGCAGGACUCCAGCCCCGACGCCUACUGCAACCUCGUCAUCUUGGCUGUGGCCAACAGGGAUGCUGCCGAGGAGUCCUGUGCCCUCAUCUGUCAGGUCUUCCAGAUCAUCUAUGGGGACCAGAGCAUCGAGUGCGUGGACCGGGCUGGCUACCACUACACAUCCACGCCUGAACGGCCAUGGCUUUGCAGCCGCAGUGAGAGCUGCCGAACCGACGGGACUUACGCCUAUGAUGCCGACUUCAGCUGCUGCAGCUCUUUCAAUGGCUCCCAGGACACAUUCGAAGCAUGUUACAGCGGCACGUCCACACCCUCUUUCCAUGACUCCCACUGCAGCGGGAGUGACCACAGCGGCCUGGGCCUCGAGCAGUUGCAGGACUACAUGGUCACGUUGCGGAGUAAGCUGGGGCCCCUUGAGAUUCAGCAGUUUGCGCUGCUGCUGCGGGAGUACCGGCUGGGGCUGCCCAUCCAGGACUAUUGUUCAGGGCUGCUGAAGCUCUAUGGAGACCGGCGCAAGUUCUUCCUCCUUGGGAUGCGGCCCUUCAUCCUGGACCAGGACAUUGGCUACUUCGAGGGCUUCCUGGAGGGCGUGGGCAUCCGCGAGGGCGGCAUCCUCACCGACAGCUUCGGCCGCAUCAAGCGCAGCAUGAGCUCCACGUCGGCAUCGGCCGUGCGCAGCUACGAUGGCGCGGCUCAGCGGCCGGAGAAGCAGACCUUUCACCGGCUGCUGGCUGACAUCACGCACGACAUUGAGGCGCUGGCCCCCGACGAUGACAGCACAGACGAGGAGGCCCGGGGCUCCCCAGGCGGGAAUGAGGCAACCGAAGACAACUACUUGUAGCCUGUGGACGCAGCCCAGGCAGAAGGCAGGAGACCGUGGCCGUAACCUCGACUGAAUCUCACUCAUUCUGGCCUGGGGGAGUGCCCACCCCUCCUCCCCACCCAGCCUCCUUUCCCUUACCUCAAUCCUGCCCUUAUGACCCUGGUCCCUGCAGUACGGAGAAUGUCCGGCAGGGGAUGGGCCCUAAAGUCUGGGGCAGUCGCUUGGGGCUCAACUAGCCCCUCUGGCGGCCAGACAGGGUCAGCGUCCUCCUUUGUCCCCUUAGCCCGGGGACUGCGCACCAGGACACCUCCUCCUCCCUGGACUGCGCAGCUUUCUUACGGCCACGAGAGGGGCGCUGAGUGGGCUCCACCUGCUGGCCGACUGAGAGAAGAAUUCCCAGAGCCCAGAGACCUCUGUUUCUCCUACUCCCUAGCUUUAAAAGUGGGAAAUGGCCCUGGCCAGUUUGGCUCAGCGGUUAGCGCGUCAGCCUGUGGCCCAGAUAGACCCGGGUUCGGUUCCCGCUAGGGGCGC